AAUGUUAUGAAAGUUGCAGGUGCAAGAGUAAAUCACAUGGCAUCAGGGAAAACAACUGAAGAUGCUCCUCCAAGAUUUGAUAAAACUCUGGAAGAUUUUUUUUCAAUUUGCAAUCAAAUUGAGCUUCAUUUGAAAGCAAUUCAAGAAUGCCACAUGCAGCAUAAAGACAGCAUGCAGUAUUUGCCUCUUCAUAUAACUCUGGGGAAACAAGACACUUCUGCUGGGUCCCUCACAGAUGGCAGUUUGUCUUACACUCAGUAUGUUAGUACCGUGAAAGGACAAGUCAAUUUUGCUAAGUCUGUACAAGAUAUUCUUACAGAGGGUGUUCGAAAAGUUGGCCAACCUUUAGCACCUGAGUGAAUCCAUUUAUUAUGGGUGUGAAAAUAUAUUUAGGAAUUAUUAACAGUUUAAUGACUCUGUGAAUCUCUGAAAGGUCUCUGAAUUCAUAAAACCUACUUGUAAAAUUAUUAUUAAACAAUUGUUGUUUGUAAAUUUGAUCUUGUAAAUUGUUCAAACAGUUUAAUUACAGUUGGAGAUAAUUUUUUGUUUCAUAUUGGUAAAAUUGCAUUUCUAAUCCAAUAAAAAUCUAUCUUACCUUCAUGUAAAAUAUUACACAAAAUGGCUAAGUUAUUCAAAAUUGAAAAAAGGUUUGUGUUUAGGGUUUCCCGCAACCUAAUAAUACUAAAAACAAGUUCUUUUUUCCCCCAGAUGCUGAAAAAUAUAUUCAAGUUGAAAUGCUAUUUUAUGGCUUUAUCUUAUUCAGACGAUAUUUUUAAUCCUUUAAAUAAUUUAUUAUUCAAUAAUCUAACUAAAUAUUUGAAGAAAAAAAAUAAUCAUUGAUCAAUAAUAUAACCUUGAUUAAACUAAAUAAGGAAAGGAAUUUUUAAAAUGCAUAUAAAUUUAAUUUUUUAAAACCUUCUUAUGUUUCUACUUCAUAUAAAUAAAUAAGAAAGGGGUGCCCCUUACAUAGAACUUCAGAAAAUGUGAAUUAAAAGAAACAUGUGCAGAAUAGCAAACAUGCUAUUCCGCACACAUUCAUAUCAUGAUUAGAAAUUAUCUUCUUUUCUAACUGUAUUUUUAAGUCCGCAGGAGUGGUACUCAUGUCUUGGAAGAUCAUCUUCCCCUUUGCUGUGCUAUCUUAAAGAAGAAAAAAAACUGAGACUAAUUUGUCCUUUAUUAAUAAUUGGGAAAUAAAGUUUAAAGAAAAAGAUCAAACUUCAAAACAAAGAUUGUAUUUGCGAAUUACUGUAAUUUCUAUUAUGCAGGUUGUAUUAUAACUAACUUAUUAAUUAAGCAAAGCAAACACUCUACAUUUAUAGAUUGAAUAUUUUACCAAGAGAACAUUAUUCCAAUUGUGUGAGAGAUUAUUGUGGUAAAGAACACUCACCAAACAGCAAGUCGGCUUAGAAAUUGCAAACGUAAGGAAAGUGAAGUAACUGUUCUCAACCUUAGUAGUUGAUUCAGUUUUAUAAAACAAAGAGGUUUCAUAAAGUUGCUUAUUUUUUUCUCUAAAAAUUCAUAUCAAACUGAAACGUUUUUGUGACAAAUACAUCAUGUUCUCCAUAUGUAUAUUAUUGAACAAAAAACAUUUAUAGAUUUUGAUCAAAAAUAUUUCUGUAUUCUGGAAGAUUUCGUUCAAGAUUUCUCUCGUCAUUGAUGUUUAUUUCUCCCUUUACAAUUGUAAGAGUGAUAAUUUUUAGUGAAGAAAUAAAAUAACUUUUAUACAGUC
Molecule: messenger RNA, 1729 nt
Organism: Parasteatoda tepidariorum (common house spider)
Lineage: Eukaryota; Metazoa; Arthropoda; Arachnida; Araneae; Theridiidae
Gene: ix
Product: mediator complex subunit intersex
Biological process (GO): regulation of transcription by RNA polymerase II
Cellular component (GO): mediator complex
Molecular function (GO): transcription factor binding; transcription coregulator activity
Source: RefSeq, a predicted model, not a curated record